ACAGCAAAAAAGUAGUUAUUGGUUGUUUGGGAAUGACAAGAAAACGGCCCUUUCUCCAUUUUUCGUCGUACAUUUUCUGCUCCGCCAUCCUUCAUCCAGAUUGAGCCACCCCAAAUCUCCAUUUUAAAAGGUUUUCAAGAAUUAAGAAGGCGAAAUUUCGGUCAAACGGUAGAAUUGUGAAAACGGAGCAAUGAGCCGCCAGCCGUCUUCCCUGGGGAGACCAACCUCAGGUAAAAGGAGACUUAAAGAGCUUAUGGUUCAACUUGAUAAUCGUGUAUGUGCAGAUUGUGGUGCUCCAGAUCCAAAAUGGGCAUCAGCAAAUAUUGGAGUCUUUUUGUGCUUGAAGUGCUGUGGUGUCCAUAGAAGCCUCGGUGCACAUGUUUCUAAGGUUUUGUCUAUUACUUUAGACGACUGGUCUGAUGAUGAAAUUGAAGCUAUGUUUGAGGUUGGUGGAAAUGCAUCUGCAAAUUCUAUUUAUGAGGCUUAUCUUCCCGAAGGGGUGUCUAAGCCAAAACCAGAUGCUUCCCACGAAGAACGUCUAAAGUUUAUCAGGUCAAAAUACGAGCAUCAAGAGUUUUUGAAGCCUAGCCUGCGUAUUCUUUCAUCUUCCGAAAAGGCUUCUUUACAAGCAAGUCUAUCCAGGAAGAAUGUGGAUAGGGUUCGAAGUUCAAGCUCAAACUGGAAUGACUUGGCGGAUAUUGUUGGGACAUUAAAGGUAAAAGUGCUGAAAGGCACGAAUUUAGCUGUGCGGGAUAUGCUAUCGAGUGAUCCGUAUAUUAUAUUGACUCUUGGACAGAAGCAAGUGAGGACAAGUGUCGUUAACAGCAACUUGAAUCCCAUCUGGAACGAGGAACUGAAGCUCGAUGUACCGGGAAACUAUAGCUCGAUAAAACUGCAAGUGUAUGAUCACGACAUGUUUUCUGCUGACGACAUAAUGGGAGAGGCGGAGAUCGACAUACAGCCGAUGAUAACUUCUGCAAUUGCGUUCGGAGAUGCUGGCAUGUUUGGGGACAUGCAAAUCGGGAAAUGGCUGAAAUCUUACGAUAAUGCCCUUAUAGAGGAUGCCACCGUGAAUAUCGUUGGCGGGAAGGUGAAGCAGGAGCUCUGGCUCAGGCUUCAGAAUGUCGAGUCUGGAGAGGUCGAGCUCGAGCUGGAGUGGGUCCCACUUCAUCAAUAUUAGUGUACUAAGUUUGUAUAUGUAUAAAUGUAUUUUUUAUUUUUAUUUUUUGUUUUGUUUUGGUCCUUCUGUUAAAAUUUUGUAAUAUGUAUGGUGUUUUUCUUCUUGGUGAACAUAAUUAAAGUUUUGCGAGUAUAUGCAGAGGAUUUUAAGAUCAAAUCUCAUUAUGUUUUUUUAAAAAUAUUUUUACAUUCUGUUUGGACCAAUGGUGUUUAACUUCUAAUGGUGAGGUCUAUCUAUCAUACUUUAUUAAUAAAAAUG
Molecule: messenger RNA, 1438 nt
Organism: Striga asiatica
Lineage: Eukaryota; Viridiplantae; Streptophyta; Magnoliopsida; Lamiales; Orobanchaceae
Source: the annotation of a GenBank genome assembly